AUGGGACGCAGAAAAAUUGAAGUCCAAAAAAUUGAAGAUAAAAAUAAAUGUGUGGCCACUUUCCGCAAGCGUCGAGAUGGUUUAUUUAAGAAAGCGCUUGAACUACAUCGUCUGACUGGCGCGGAAAUUACACUGAGUUUAGUAUACAACAAAUCAAGAUAUUACUUCAGCUCACAUGGUGAUACAGAUGAUGGAGAUGUAAUUAACAAUUUUCACUACACUAAACAUUUUCAGUUCAAGGCAUGUGGAUCUCAUUUACCACACGGUUGCAAUGAAACUAAUUGUUCAUCCAAGUUAUCAAAUAAUAGUCAUUCAAGUCAAAAAAAUGAAACAUCUAUUAAACGGAAUUCAUUCCCAUUGAUAAAUUCCGGUAACAACUGUACAAAAUAUAAAUAUAAAAGUACAAAGUUAACUAGUGAAGAGAGAUUGGCUAAUUUACGAUAUUUAAUUGUUGAUGAGUUAUUUAAACAGGCGCUUACACGAUUUCGUUCUUUAACCAAAGUAACCAGUUUGAAUAAGAAACAGUCAAUAAUUAGUCCCUGUUAUAAUAGUAGUGGUAGUUGGACUAUGUUAAGUCCAUCAAGUAUUAUUCCUAGUUAUGAAGUUUCAUCAUCUCAUCUGGUAGAUCAAUCAGAAAAGGUUUUUAAUGAUGAAAAUAUUUUGUCGAUAGUUCAAACGCACACAAAUUCACCAUUAUUGGAAUCCAAUUAUCAAUCAUUACAAUUUAUUUAUUCACCAAAUAAUUUAUCAUAUUCAUCAUCAAUGAAUACUACUACAGAUCAACAAUUAUCAAAAGAAUUUAAUUCAAGUCCAUUAAGUCAAAUUUUAGAGUUUAUUGAUGACAAUAUUAAUACUACUACUAAUACUACUGAUAAUAUCAGUCAUGACAAUGACGAGUCCGAGGUAGACAACAACAACAACAACAAUAAUAGUAAUAAUGAAAAACAAUAUUUGGAUUUAGAUAAUGAUACUUCACAACCAUCAUAUUUUACUGAAUUACAAACACCAAAUAUGAUAUGUUAUUUAGAUGAACCAAUCAAUUAUUAUUCAUCAAUAGAUGAUAACCCAUUAUUGAUUGAAGAGAGCACAAAUUGA
Messenger RNA from Schistosoma guineensis, 1095 nucleotides. The record is from the annotation of a GenBank genome assembly. NCBI's taxonomy places the organism in Eukaryota, Metazoa, Platyhelminthes, Trematoda, Strigeidida, Schistosomatidae.